This is a messenger RNA of Sinocyclocheilus rhinocerous, 869 nucleotides long. It is a transcript of the gene tm2d1, whose product is annotated as TM2 domain containing 1. NCBI's taxonomy places the organism in Eukaryota, Metazoa, Chordata, Actinopteri, Cypriniformes, Cyprinidae. The transcript has 6 exons. The record is from RefSeq and is a predicted model, not a curated record. The coding region runs from base 1 to 429 and encodes 142 amino acids.
AUGCGACUCAAGAACCAGAGUCUAAGGCUGAGUUUCAUUGCAGUGGAAUGUCUACCUGCUCCAAACAUCAGCUGUCGGCUGUCAAAUGGAACGCAGUUCAAAUUCAGCGGUGAAGAGGUUGGGUUUAACAAAAGCAUCCCGUGUCGAAAUGUGAGUGGUUACUCAUACAAAGUCGCUGUUGCGCUGUCACUCUUCCUGGGAUGGAUUGGGGCGGAUCGGUUCUACUUGGGAUAUCCAGCCUUGGGCCUACUGAAAUUCUGCACUGUGGGGUUCUGUGGAAUUGGAAGCUUAGUGGACUUCAUGUUGAUAUCCAUGCAGAUCGUGGGCCCAUCAGAUGGGUCGGAUUACAUUGUGGACUACUACGGGGCACGCCUCACCCGUCUUUCGAUAACAAACGAGACCUACAGAAGAACGCAGCUCUCGCAGUGAAGACACCAGGUGGAUCCCAAUGAGAUGACCCACCAAAUGUACAGGAUCGUGUUAUGUAAAUCCCAUCUUUUCUUUGGACAUGCCUUUGCCGUUUCCAAACACAAAGACACAUGGAUGUGCCAAACAACGCUCUGGGAAAGACUAGCCCAUGUCUGGAGUUGCAAACAUGGCUCAUGUAUAUGCUGAGCUAGCAUUGGUCCCACUGCUCCAAGUUCUGCUAGGAUCCUUGUAUAGCUGUUUUUUUUCCACUGGACCACUCAUGUCCUCUAUCACUCUCUCUCCAUCUCUCCAUUAAUCAAUCUCUUCCUUUGAGUCAUGCUGGUGGAAUGUCAUCCAUCUUUUGCUUAUUUUCAUUCCUGUCCUCACUAGCUUCACAUUGUUGGACAUUGUGUGAUGUUGUGAUGUUUUUUAAACACUGUAAAUAAAGUUUUAUUAUCAUU